AUGAAGUCCUGCUGGUUAUUUAUAAUACACAUGCUAUGGCUGAAUGGUCAUCAGUGUGCACCGACAAAGCAGGAGGAAACAAAUCUCCGGGAAAGCCUGAAGAUAUUAUCUGAAGUUGGAGAGAAGUAUGUAGAUGCAGAGGUAAAGAAAGCUUUGACUGGUAUUAAGCAGAUGAAAAUUAUGAUGGAAAGAAAUGAAGAUAAACAUGUAGAUCUGAUGAAAACCCUGAAGAAGAGCAGUGAAGAAAAAAAGGAAGCUCUGCGACUUAUGGAUGAGGUAAAGCAAAGAUUAGAGGAAGAAGAAAAACAUUGUCAAGUAUCCUUGCAAAAUGUAUGGGAUGAAUGUAAAUCCUGUUUAGAAAGUUCCUGCAUGAGAUUUUAUACAACUUGCAGACAUGGUUUAUCAACAUUUAAAAGAAAGGUUGAAGAUUUUUUGAGGAAAAUACCUACACUUAUAUUUACGUUUCAUGAGGAUAAAGGAAAAGACAUCCAGUUUAAUGAAAGGCCUGAGAAAGAGGAUACCCAGCUAGUAAAAAUGGAAGAUUUAUUUAGCCAGCUACUAUCGGACAUGGGCUCAAUAUUUGACAGAAGUUUUGUUUUUUUCAAGCAUAUGCAAAAAGAAUUUGACCAGUCUUUUCAAACAUAUUUCAUGUCUGAUCUGGAUUUAAAUGAGUCCUCCAGCACGUCUGCUUUCCCUGAGGAUACUAACAGAAACGUUGGCGUACAGAAAGACUGGGGUCUACCUGGCUUCUUACAGAUAGUUUUUGAUUUCAGUAAGACAGUCUUCGAAGGUGUCAGUGAGGCAAUUACUGAAGUAUUCGAUGGAUACACAGAUAACAGAAGAGAUUUGGCAGAACAAGUCAAAGAUUCUGACAGAAGUGGCAUGUUCUCGAAAAUUAUAUCUGGGCGUCAAAGAACUUCGUGCAAAGAGCUUCGUGAGAAUUCAUCAGGAUGCCUACAGUUCCAUGAGAAAUGUCAGAAAUGUCAAGACAAUCUUUUGCAUGAUUGCCCAAACGUUCCUGAACUGCACAUCAAGUUUGAUGAAGCCUUUAAGCUGGUUAAUCUCUCGGGUGAGCAGUAUGAGCAGAUUCUCCAGAUGGUUCAGCGUCAUACAGAAGACACUUCCUACUUGUUGAGCAAAAUGAAAGAAAGAUUUGGGUGGGUGUCUGAAUUAUCCAAUAUGACCAUCGGACCAGAAAACAUUUUCAAUAUAGUUAAGGUGGUACCUGGGGAUCUCUCUGGUACAAAUGAAACAGUAGUAGACGUCAACAUUCUGACUUCACCUACUUUCACCAUUAAAGUUCCUGCCGAUUUAGACCCAAAGAGUGCUGAAUUCGUUGAAUACAUAGCUGGGAAAGCAUUGCAACUUUAUAAACAGAAUUUUUAA
This is a messenger RNA of Struthio camelus australis, 1386 nucleotides long. It is a transcript of the gene CLUL1, whose product is annotated as clusterin like 1. Gene Ontology annotation, cellular component: nucleus. The record is from RefSeq and is a predicted model, not a curated record. Gene Ontology annotation, molecular function: misfolded protein binding. Lineage: Eukaryota; Metazoa; Chordata; Aves; Struthioniformes; Struthionidae.